ACUCCGAAGUUGCACUCUGUUAGCCUCUGCUCCAACAAUCAGCGGAUUUCACUUAUUCCUAAGCUUCAGAGCCUUACGGUCAAUCUGUACAUGCUUCAGCUGCCGCCGAUUGACGCACCCAGUUGUCUUAUUUUGUUUGGUGGUCACAAUUUUUCUCUGUGCAGCUGAGUCCGUCUGUUCCCCCCGUCAGUUCACACGAUCAACGACGAAACCGUAUAAUGGCGACGGCCAUGUUCACAGGCACCGUCUGCCUGCUCAUGAAUUUCGCCAUCACUUUCUUCCUUCUCUGGCAUGUAGAACAACGGCGAAUUCUUAGCAGAGGGCUGCGACAACCAUCUUCUGAUGAUAUGUUCAAGCAAACAUUAUUCAAAUGGAGGCAGCGUUGUAUUCUUGCUUUCCUCUUCGUUCUCCCUGUACAACUCCCAAGAGGAUUUCUCCUCCUCUUUUGGGUGAGACAUAAUCUGACAAGAGCUCGCGGACCGGCUCAUCUCCAUCCUUUACCACUACAUAGCCCAAUCCACUUGUCAUGGAUUUGAUGUCGGUUUUGUCCGGACCGGUUAGUUUUCCUUUAUGUUCGACAUUAAUACAUGCAGAAAUCUGAUGUUGUCUGUGCAGGUACACUAUUUAUCAUUUCUGAUAUUGGUCCUCCGCAUUACACCACGGGGAAGUUCCGACGAG
Molecule: messenger RNA, 678 nt
Organism: Cantharellus anzutake
Lineage: Eukaryota; Fungi; Basidiomycota; Agaricomycetes; Cantharellales; Hydnaceae
Exons: 5
Source: RefSeq, a predicted model, not a curated record